CCCGCCCUGCCCUACUACCCCAUCCCACUACCCUCUUCCAUUCCCCUUCCCCACCUCCAUCCCCAUCCCUCAUAAUACCAACGCGAGCGCGAGACAAGACGGCACGGAAUAUUAAUAUGUAUACUUUUAAACACAGCAUCCUAACCGCCUCGUCCGCGCCCUCGCCCCCCGACCCCUCCCAACACGACCUGCACUCCGCGCUCCGCGCCUACGGCGAGCACGUCGCGGGCGCGACGGCUGAGCUGCUACACCAGCGCGACGUGGCGAUGGAGCGGCUGCGGGCGUUUGAGGAGGCUGGAGGCGCCGUAAGUGCCGUAGGUGCUGGUGGUGCUGUUGGUGGUGGAGGCGCUGUAGGUGGUGUUGGUGGUGGUUAUGGUGGGAGUGGGAAUGGUGGGGGUGCGGGCCUCAUGCGCGAUAUCGCGGCGCGCUAUGCGGAGAUUGAGGAGGAGAUUGCGCGCGUGAGGGGGGAGUUGGGGCGGCUGGAUGAGGAGGGGAGAUAGUGGUGGAUGGGGAACUGGUGUAGAGAGAGAGAGAGAGAGAGAGAGAGAGAGGGAAAGCUAUACAAGCACAUCCU
This is a messenger RNA of Aplosporella prunicola CBS 121167, 574 nucleotides long. RefSeq lists its product as uncharacterized. The record is from RefSeq and is a predicted model, not a curated record. Bases 117 to 500 code for a protein of 127 amino acids. Lineage: Eukaryota; Fungi; Ascomycota; Dothideomycetes; Botryosphaeriales; Aplosporellaceae. The transcript has a single exon.